GGUCUGAGAGGAAAGGGCGGGGAUUCAGAGAACCGAAGGAGGUAACAUCCGGGAUCCUCGCCACUCCGGAGUGGGGGCGGGGCAAGAGAAAAGGGGCGGGGCUCGCUCCCAAGAACCGAACCUGGAAGCCUCAGCCGUAGUGGUGGAGCGGGAGCUGGACCUGUUGUUGCCGGUGAGGCCGCCGUGUCUUGUAGUUUCUCAGGGCUACGUAGGGCUUCUUCUGGCGGCGCUGCUGGGUUGGCUGCGAGACAUAGGUUUCCUAAAAGACAGAAGAAAAUGGAGGAAUCUGUAAGCCAGAUGCAGCCACUGAAUGAGAAACAGAUAGCCAAUUCAGAAGAUGGAUAUGUAUGGCAAGUCACUGACAUGAAUCGACUACACCGGUUCUUGUGUUUUGGUUCUGAAGGUGGGACUUAUUAUAUCAAAGAACAGAAGUUGGGCCUUGAAAAUGCUGAAGCUUUAAUUAGAUUGAUUGAAGAUGGCAGAGGAUGUGAAGUGAUCCAAGAAAUAAAGUCCUUUAGUCAAGAAGGCAGAACCGCAAAGCAAGAGCCUAUGCUCUUUGCACUUGCCAUUUGUUCCCAGUGCUCUGACAUAAGCACAAAACAAGCAGCAUUUAAGGCUGUUUCUGAAGUUUGUCGCAUCCCUACUCAUCUCUUUACUUUUAUCCAGUUUAAGAAAGAUCUGAAGGAAAGCAUGAAGUGUGGCAUGUGGGGUCGUGCCCUCCGGAAGGCUAUAGCAGACUGGUACAAUGAGAAAGGUGGCAUGGCCCUUGCCCUGGCAGUUACAAAAUAUAAACAAAGAAAUGGCUGGUCUCACAAAGAUCUAUUAAGAUUGUCACAUCUUAAACCUUCCAGUGAAGGACUUGCGAUUGUGACCAAAUAUAUUACAAAGGGCUGGAAAGAAGUUCAUGAAUUAUAUAAAGAACAGGCACUUUCUGUGGAGAAUGAAAAAUUAUUAAAGUAUCUGGAGGCUGUAGAGAAAGUGAAACGUACAAAAGAUGAACUGGAAGUCAUUCAUUUAAUAGAAGAACAUAAAUUAGUUAGAGAACAUCUUCUGACAAAUCACUUAAAGUCUAAAGAGGUAUGGAAGGCUUUGUUACAAAAAAUGCCUCUUACUGCAUUACUAAGGAAUCUAGGAAAGAUGACUGCUAAUUCAGUGCUUGAACCAGGAAAUUCAGAAGUAUCUUUAGUGUGUGAAAAACUGUGCAAUGAAAAACUGUUAAAAAAGGCUCGUAUACAUCCAUUUCAUGUUUUAAUUGCAUUAGAAACUUAUAAGAUAGGUCAUGGGCUCAGAGGAAAACUGAAGUGGCGCCCUGAUGAAGAAAUUUUGAAAGCAUUGGAUGCUGCUUUUUAUAAAACAUUUAAGACAGUCGAGCCAACUGGAAAACGCUUCUUACUAGCUGUUGAUGUCAGUGCUUCUAUGAACCAAAGAGUUUUAGGUAGUGUACUCAAUGCUAGCACAGUUGCUGCAGCGAUGUGUAUGGUUGUCACACGAACAGAAAAAGAUUCUUAUAUAGUUGCUUUUUCACAUAAAAUGGUACCAUGUCCACUGACUACAGAUAUGACCUUACAACAGGUUUUAAUGGCUAUGAAUCAGAUUCCUGCAGGUGGAACUGAUUGCUCUCUUCCAAUGAUCUGGGCUCAGAAGACAAACACAGCUGCAGAUGUCUUCAUUGUAUUCACUGAUAAUGAGACCUUUGCUGGAAGUGUCCAUCCUGCAAUUGCUCUGAGGGACUAUCGAAAGAAAAUGGAUAUUCCAGCUAAACUGAUUGUUUGUGGAAUGACAUCAAAUGGCUUUACCAUUGCAGACCCAGAUGAUAGAGGCAUGUUGGAUAUGUGUGGCUUUGACACUGGAGCUCUGGAUGUAAUUCGAAAUUUCACAUUAGAUGUGAUUUAACCAUAAGCACCAGCAUGAUCUUAGAGCUCCAUUGCCAUCAGUGGUCUCACUAAAUAUAUGCAGCUACUUCCCAACUUAUCUCAAUCCAGUGAAAGAUGAUGGUAUAGUAUGUGCAUAAUGAAAAGUUACCUUACCAAAAAAAAAGAUGAUGAUGAGCCCAAAGUCCUGUCUACAAAACUAGCUCUUGGGAAAUAGCUUCAUGAUACUGUAGCUUCCUCUAUCUAAUAGAGAACUUUUUAUUAAUAGACAAUGUAAAAUAGUUUUGCUUUGGUGAAUAAUACAUUUGUACUUAAAAGAGGUGAGAACCAAAAGUGUAAUUCCAUACCAUGUCACUUGUUUGAGAAGUGCUACAAUUUCUUAAAUGUUUUCAUUGGGAAAGGACAGCUUUGACAGUGUCCAAAUACUCUGAAAUGCACUAUUAGACCAUGUACUGUGAUGGAACAUGAAACUCAUCUGCAAACUUAUAAGGUAAGGGGCAAAAAAAAAAAGUAAGACAUUUGAUUAAAUUAUUAAUGAGUUUUACAGAUUCCUUUCAGAGUUUUCUAAGAUCACAUAAAUAACAGCGUUCUUAUUCAAUGAAAAGAUACUUUAUUUCUAAUGUUUUACUUGCACUUGUAACAUUAUCAUUAACCAAAAACAUAAUGGCAGCCCCUAAGAAGAGACUAUUUGUGUUGGCAGAAGAAUACUAUUUGUUUACUUUUUUGUUUUGUUGUAUUUUCUCUGUGAGUGAGGGGUGUGACUUAAUAGUGAUUUAUAGCCAGAUAGUUACACCUUCCUUUUUUUAACACCCUUAAAUAAAAAUAACAUACUAUGUUUCAAGCAUUUAAGCCUCCUAUUCUAAUUUUGAAAGUAUAACAAUUAAAAUAUCAGCUAUAACCAGAUUAGCAUUUUCCCUAUUCUUAAACUAUUUUUCUAGUCAAUUGUAAGGGGGUUUUAGAUAUUUUCUAAUUGUAAACAUGUUAUUGUCCUCCUAUCCAUGUUCAUUAUUCAUUUUUGUGGCAAAACAUUCUCUUUUGAUGAUGUAAGGAAAUAAUAAAGCAAUCUAGGUCCUUCAGAUAUGAAAGGCAAUUUUUGAAUAGCAAAUUAUCUAAUCAGUGUAUAGGAAAUUCUUUUGUUUUAUUUGUGUGUAUUGAAUGUCUCUUCAUUACACUAAAGUGCAUUAUUUUCUUAAGCAGUGUGUUGAAAUGUCCUUACUUUUGCUCAUAUUUUUAUUUCGGUCCCCUAAGGUAGCUUACACUUAAAACCUUGGUUGUAUUCGUUGUCCUUUAAGUAGUAAUUGAAGAUAGUUUACUAAGGGUUUAUUCUGAGCCCUUCUCACUGUGUGAAAAGUCAAACUCUAGUUAAUGUAAAUUAUAGCUUUUAGGUGCUUGGGAUUAGAUGUUUCAUGAGUUUCGAGGGAAAGGGUGAUUUUAGUAGUGUGAGGAUUUGUGUAUUCUGUUUUGUGGGAAGUUUGGGCUCUGGGAAUAAGUUUUUCCUUUCAAAACUUAUUUGACAUAUUAAUGCUGACUUUGAUAUGUACCCAUUCUAUCAAGGCAACUGGUGGCAGUUUUUACCUGAGAUGUUUUUGGUCAGCAAAGUUUGCAGUACCCCUCUCCCCUACAAAUACACAAUUGUAUCUGAUGUUACUCUGUUUUUAACCUCUGUCAGUCAUUGAAUUUUACCUGUUAGCUACUUUGAUACACUAAAAUAUUAUGUUCAGACUGAAUUUAAAAGGUUAAAGAAUGUAAUAGAAUUACAUAAUAGUUCUUGAGUUCUUUUUUUUUGUUUGUUCUUGAGUUCUUUAGGUAAUAAACCCAAGACCUUCUGAAAUAAAAACAUUAUAACAAUAUCUAAUUUUUAUUCCUAGUAUAAAUGUUAAAUAGACCAUGGCAUAAAAAUUUAUUUCCUUCAGUUACGUACUCUUUCAGUAGUACUUUUAGACAAAGAUAUCUAAGGGUUAAUAUUAAGUCCACCAGGGUAAUAAGAUUAGAUGUGACCUUUCUGAAGAAUUUAGCUAGGUCUAAUUAAAUGGAUUAGGGUAAUAUUUAAGAAAGGAGGAGAAAUACUAAAAGAAACCACCACAGAAGGUAACUUUAUUUUCAAAUCAUGAACAUUAGAGCUGGAAGAAACCUUAGAAAAUUAAAAGGUAACAUUUUAAUUUUGGUUUGAGACCUCAGUGAUCGUAAAGCACUAUGACAUAGAAAUCUUAGCCUUUUCAUUCCCAUUCCAGUAUUUAUUGAGAAUGUCCUCAACAUGGGAACACACUGACUCAGAAGAGUAGGGGUAAAAGAAUUAUUCAAGACUUUUCUUACAUAGAUGUUAGGAAAUAAUGAAUAUACAUGAUUGCUUUAGGAGUAGAAAAACAGAUUGUGAACAUGUAUAAUUUUGUUAAUUCAUAGUAAUCCUCAAGCACAAUUAAUAUUUUAAUAACUUGUGUUCCUAUAUAACAUAGUCUUAUAGAACAAUAUAAAAUAAAAACUUUACCUCAUGAAGAAAAUAGACUUAAAUGACAGUUUUUUUCUCUUACUACUUUUAGUAUUACUGCUACCUUAAUAUUUGAGAAAAUACUGCUUUUAAAAACAAUUCUAAGAAAAGUAAACUUAUUGCCUAGGUAUAAUGUAAAUAUCUCCAGGAUAUAGUGCUAAUUAGCAAAAAAAAAAAAGCUAAUCAUCUAACCUCAAGCCCUUUCUUGGAAAUUGCAUUUAUUAAAACAUUACUUAGUUUAAUUACCAUUUUAUGAGAAUAUUGGUAGGGCAAAAUCCUGGUGAAUAGAAUUUAGUAUUAUCCCUUUGAAAAUUCUUUUGUUCUAUCUACACUACAGUGUCAAUAUAGACAGCCAAUUUAAUCCAAGUUAUUCAAUUUUGCUAUCUUUCAAAAGUACCAUAUCUGAUACUUGGAUCAUAGAAGAAUUUUUUUAUAUUAAAAAUUGAAACUGGUAAGAAGGCUUUCAGUAUAAAUUAGAACUCCUUUUUUUUUUAAAUUAAAAACAUUCUUGUUAAUAGGUUAUGUUUUGCAAGAUAAAAUAUUUUUUAGAAAAAUGUCUCAAAUAGGCCAAUGUUUUAAAACAUUCUCGUUCAGGGUGGGAAAAUGUAAAAGAAAAUUUUCACAGCUGAAUUACUAAGAAGUCACUAUUCUCUGAUUAAGAGAAAGAUAAUAUAUUCCAAGUCUAAGAUCUUGAAUAGACAGAGAAAAACUCAUACUCUAAAUGGGGAGAUACUAUUAACAAAUAUUUGCUUAAUCUUUUAAAAUAACAGGAAAAUCUGUAAGUGAUAAAAUAUGAGUUUCUCAGUCAUUUUCUGUAUUUUGCAAAAACAAUAUAAAUUAUUUUGGAAUGAUAAGGCAGUUUGAGUACGUUUGAAGGUCUGACAACCAAGUUUAAAGGCUAAAUCACUGUUUGUUGGACUUAUUUUAAUUUGGCCUCAAGAUAUUAAGAGUCACAAAUAUGACUUUCUUGGUUAGUGAUACCCUUAUAGUAGGUAUCAAAAACAAAAAAUUCUAGUCUUGUAAAUCACAGUUUUCAGGUGAUUUGUUAAGGCAAUAUCUCCUCUUCAGGCUUGGCACCCAUAGCAUAGUGAUUAAGGUGACAGCCACAUACACCGAAGUUGGAGAGUUCGAACCCAGUCUGGACCAGCUAAAAUAACAAUGACAACUGCACAAAAAAUAGCUGGACGUUGUGGCAGGUGCCUGUAGUCCCACCUACUUGGGAGGCUGAGGCAAGAGAAUCACUUAAGCCCGAGAGUUUGAGGUUGCUAUGAGCUGUGCUGCCAUGGUACUCUACCGAGAACAACAUAGUGGGACUCUGUCUCAAAAAAAAAAAAAAAAAAAGAAAAUAUUCAUAGUAUUAUACUCAAACACAUACAAGAAAUAAUUAAGAAAAAAUGAUAGGUUAUAAAAUGACAGGUUACACUAUGUACUGUAUAGAUUUUCUUUAGUGUUUCCCUGAUAAGUACUCCCCAAUCUCUUUAUUCGUUUAUACCUUUUUUUUUUUCUUUUUAAAAUUCCUUUCUUCUGACACUUCUGUCAUCUUUUUGUAGUCAUUCUCCACCCAGGUAAUAAAAUGAAUGAUCCACAUUUAGGUUUGGGAGAAAUCUUUUUCAGAUUACUGUUUGUUUCACACAGAUCUAAGAUCAUAUUUUUUUCAAAUCAAUGGGCAGAUCCCUUGGAACAAUAAUUGCAUUAAUAGAUUUGCUCCCCAAAUGAAGUUAUAUUAUAUACCUUUUGUAUUAGUUAUUGGCAGAAAUUUUAUGGCCUUUAAUUAAGAUCAGUUAUUCAGCCAUUGUUUGCAGUUAUAGAUGAAUCUAGCUAUAUUGAAAAGAGAAGUGCUCUAUUAUUAAGCACUGAAAAAGUAAUUAACUGAAUACUCUUUCAGAAAAUAGCAUGUCUUCAUACGCAUAUUUCCGUAAUUAUAAAGACCACUAUCAAAAUCUUUGGUUUACUAAAUAUUUCACUGAGCAUUUAUAGAUACAUGGCUUGUAGCAUUAAAAGCCUUGUAAAUAACUUGUAUUCACAUUUAGUAUUUUUUAAUUGGUAAAUUUUUUAUUUGCUUUUUUGAAAAUUGUGAAGUUAAUAAAAAUUUUAAGGUGGUAUUUUCCGUGUUGAAAACUAACAAUGCAGUUGAACAUACUAUUUGAAUAAAAUGAUAAUAAAUGGCACAUCUUCUUAAAUUCUGAAAAUGACAAGUUAAAUUGGAAAGUGACAGGAAUAAACCAGAAAAGAAUGUCACAAAAUUCUAUUGGUAAAUUCAAGGUGAUUAUUUUCAGUGAGAAUGAAUUUAUAAAUAACAAUGAAAAUAUAUAAAAGCCUUUUCUGAUCCUAAAAAGAUUUUUCCCUGUUUUUCCUUUUUUUUGUCUAUUUUAUUUAGCCCUGCCAUGCAUCAUGUUGAUUUUAUGAACACAAGUGAUAAUUAAUUUUUAAUUUUAAAAUGUUGAAAUUUGUGCACUUACAAGCAAUUAUCAGAAUGUGUGCUUGAACAAAGGAAAUAGCAAAUUAGCUACAUUUUUGCUGGUGUCAACUUAAUAAAUACUUGAUCUUUACCCCAUAUAAGGUAAUACUGUAUCAAUACAUACACUAUAUUGAAACUUCUGUUUAAAUUAUUCAUUAGGCUCUACUUGCAAUGUAAACUAUUUAGAAUCCAUACACAACUAAAUUAAUUAUAUAAUUAAUGGAUAGUAAACAAGAGAGAAUGGUUUUGCUGCACUAUUAUUCUAAAUAUGGACUCUAUGUAUUUCGUAUGGUGUGAUUAUACCUAACUUUUGUAAAGUAUUUGAGUAAUAUUUUCUUCUUUUUAUUGCCAGCUUCUGAUAAUAAAGAAAUUUUCCCCAUGUGCUGAGAUAUGUGAACUUACCUUCUAAAAAGAAAAUAUUGCCGGGAGUGAGGGAGGAGAGUGGUAUAAUCUAGUUCUAAACUGUCCAUUUGCUUUAUAUAAAGGCUUUGAUUUCCAAAAUUGACUGCUUGAUAAGUAUUUAAAUUACACAGAAUAAUGUCUGCAUGGAAUAAAUUUAAGUAUACAAGAGCCUUAAAACAAAAAAAAUGAACUUUUGACUGCCUUAAAAUAUGACUUCCUCCUCCAGUUCAGGCAUACUAGUUAUUUUCCUUGGGUCUGUUGAUUAAUUAAUGCCUUAAUAGUGAUCUAAUGUUUCUGAAGUACAGAACUCAAAGAGUCUUUUAGAGCUUUUAAUUUUACAUAAUGAAUGGAAAUUUAAGUAUUAACUUUUAAAACAUGAUUGUACAUUGGUAAUUUAAACACUUAUUAACAGGAUAAUCUGGGUGCACUAAUGUGUUAUACAUACGUGACUGUUAACAUUCUGUGGUUAUUUAAGGUUUUUUAUUAUUCUGUAUAACAAAUUAUCCAGGAUGCUGGACUUUAUGACUAUAACAUGACCUCUAAGGACCAAGUUGCAUAUUUAAUACUGAGUACAAUUCAAAAAUGAUUCAUGUUUAAAGGGAACUUUUCAAGAUAAAAGGCAAAUAUUUUGUCUCAAUGCUACAAGCAAAUUCAUUCCAAGAAGUGUAUAAUAGUAAAAACAUCAGGACUACUGCAAUAAAAAGUAUCUAGGUCAGUGAUUUGUUAACUGCAUUCAUAUUUUUACAUCCACUUUACCUUUCAAAGCAAGAAUAUUUUAUAAAACUGAAAGAAAACUUUAAAUUGUUAAGCAGGUGCUUAAAGGCAUAUAUAAAGUUUUAUUUAUAACAAGUUUAUUUCCUUUCCAAGGAAAGGACCCUGAAGGGAGGAGGGCCAGGGAGUUUCCUAGAUCUGUUGAUAAACUCAUCAAUGCUUUGUCAAGUCUUCCAAGUUUUCACUGUAAAUACUACACCUAACAAUGUGAUUUUGCUGUUGUCUGAGAGGGAAUGAAUAAAUAUACUAAUGUAUUAAGUUUAUUUCAUGAUAACACAGUUUUCACUGAUACUGUGAAAUCUUGACUUUUCCAGCCUUGCAAAAUAUCCUACUGAAUAAAUCACUUUAUGGAGUACAGGUGGGCACUAUGUGAACUGGUUCUGGUCAGUUUAUUAUUGUAGAAAUUGAUAGGUGUACCAAAUAAACUCUAUGCACAU
This is a messenger RNA of Nycticebus coucang (slow loris), 8424 nucleotides long. RefSeq names its product Ro60, Y RNA binding protein (gene RO60). Gene Ontology annotation, molecular function: RNA binding. The coding region runs from base 277 to 1893 and encodes 538 amino acids. The transcript has 9 exons. The record is from RefSeq and is a predicted model, not a curated record. Gene Ontology annotation, cellular component: ribonucleoprotein complex. Lineage: Eukaryota; Metazoa; Chordata; Mammalia; Primates; Lorisidae.